Colletotrichum spaethianum is the source of this 1668-nucleotide messenger RNA. RefSeq lists its product as uncharacterized. NCBI's taxonomy places the organism in Eukaryota, Fungi, Ascomycota, Sordariomycetes, Glomerellales, Glomerellaceae. The transcript has 3 exons. Bases 1 to 1668 code for a protein of 555 amino acids. The record is from RefSeq and is a predicted model, not a curated record.
AUGGCCGACUCAAGCACCGCGAGCUCCGGCUCUGGGGAAGGCCAUCACGGAGGCGUUCGUCUCGCAGAGCACUCCCCUCUGUUCGCUGCUACUCGUAAACCGUUUGAGUCGACUCCGUCCUCAACGGACAGCACUGUCCGCGACUCCAAGUCGCCGUCCGACGUCUUCGCCGCCGAUCUUUCUAACCAGGCCUCGCAGCUUUACACCGGAGACUACCAGCUGCCGCAGCCUCCCAAGUUCCAGCAGGCGAGCUUCACUUUCAGCAACAGACAGGGAGGUUCUCAGCACGUCGGGUCCUCAAACGUCCAGAAUCCCGGCAGUUUCUCUACGGGAAAGGCGUCUGUCCGUUCUGAGGGAACCGUCUUUGCUACUCCUGCCGGUCGUUCUGUCAUCGAGCCCACUGCCUCGGGCUAUCGAUCUGGUCCUCUUCCUUCAAUCACUCCCAACCGCGAGUUCAGACCCGUUACUCCCAACGUCAAGACUCCGGGCCACCGCACCCCCGGCUCGUUCAACAACGACGCUCGACGUAACCAGUCUGGCCCGGGUCUCACUACCAUCUCGGAAGAGCAGAACAAGAUCGCGCCUAAUACCGAGCGUGGCCAGACAAAGAAGAUUGUCGCAGAGAUGGCUGCCUAUUGCCAGAUUGACGGCCCCUUGGUUGGACCUCUUCGAGACAGCCGACGCUCCGAGCUUGCCCGGAACCAUCCUGCCUGGAUCCCCGCCCGCCAGGUUCAAGCUGGUAUCAUGACCACCCAGCAGGCGAUCCGCCGCACCCCUGGUAUCCCCAGCAAAAUUGCCAACGAUCUUUGCGAAGGCCUCCAGAAAUAUGCCCAGCAGGUCAACAACAUUCUACGCCAGGCGGUCAAUGAGGUCGCCGACAUCAAGAUCGACCUCGAGUACAAUGACAAGGUGCUCUGCUCCAGCAAGUUGGAGGCCAGCAUAAUCACCGAGGAGCGUGAGCAGCUGAAGCGCGAUAUCGCCGAGAUUCAUCGCAAGUACGAGGAUUUGGAGGAUCGCCUUGCUCGGUACCACGUCGAGCAAGAGAACCACAAAAACUCGGUGCUCGAGUUCCUGGCGCGCCUUGACCCUCACAACGGUAACGAUGAGGAGGCCCAAAACCAGACCAUAGCUGAGCUGCUCCAGACCCUCAAAGACUUCAUGAACCGCCCCAGCUCCCGCUGGAUGCAUGGUGAGCGUGACAACGACUCGUCCAACGCCAUCACUACUCUCAGCUCCGCGAACAUCGCUGCUCUUGAGAAGCAGAACCAGCCGGAGCAGAGUCAGCAGCAGACCCAGCACCCUCAGGAGGCUCGUCCUUCCCAGAUGUCCGAGUCUCGCGAGGUCAUGCCUUUGGCGAACAAUGCCCUGCAGCCGUUCAACUACCAGCAGAACGCGGAGCAGUACUCCGCUCCGGCCCAUUUGCCUGCCCAGAACGGCCCGCCCUCUUCGUACCCUGGCAUGUUCGGCAACGCUCGCCGGCCCGCUGACAACCGCACCAUGUCAUCUGCCGGCUGGACUCGCGCCUCCAGCGGUGCCCGUGGUCAUCACAUCAUGCCCCUCCUGGUUCCUACUCACGGUCCGGAGAUACCCGCAACGGGUUCGCCAGCGGAUACAAGCAGUCUAAUGGUUUUGAGGGACCUGGCGGCUUUGGUGGUCGGUUCGACAUGA